Coregonus sp. 'balchen' is the source of this 20499-nucleotide messenger RNA. NCBI's taxonomy places the organism in Eukaryota, Metazoa, Chordata, Actinopteri, Salmoniformes, Salmonidae. The record is from the annotation of a GenBank genome assembly.
AUGCAUCAAGGUAAGUUUUGAGAUGCUACCUUGAAGACUCUGUGGCGGUGUAAGAUAUUCUUACAAUUUGAGACUGUUUUGUCCACACAGCUGAACAGAAGUCUCUGUUGGAGAUUACGUGACCUGACCCCAAAACAUUAUUUGUUCUCCUGAAAAUAAAAAUGGUUGAACGUAUGUCUAAAUUGUUAAUUGUAUAGGCCUAUCUUCUAAUCUUUCCUAUGGCAUCUACUAGCACUAAACAGGUCUGAUACUGCAGGGUCUCUGUCGGUUGCAGCUGUGUCCCUUCCCAUUGUCAUUAUUCUGUUCUACUCCCCUUGCCCAUGUUGAACGUAAAAUGGAUUUCUAUUUUACACAAAUUACACUGAAGUGGGUUACGUCAAAGCAGGGCAGGCUGCGUUUCCCAAGAUCAUGUCCAAUGUUCCGCCCAGUUGCCAGGCAACAGUGGAUUUCCAUCCUGGUCUUUAGCGUGUGAAAGCGGGCAGCACUGAUGUCUGCUUAGAUGUCCUUCCUUCCCAUGCCCUCUCUUGACGCAUCCUAAAACUAGGGCUUUGGAUUGGGGAUAGUCGGAAUAGUCAUUAGUACUACUGGGUGGCAGGUAGCUUAGUGGUUAAGAGCGUUGUGCCAGUAACCGAAAGGUCGCUGGUUCUAAUCCCCGAGCCAACUAGGUGAAAAAUCUAUCAAUGUGCCCUUGAGCAAAGCACUUAACCCUAAUUGCUCCUGUAAGUCGCUCUGGAUAAGAGUGUCUGCUAAAUGACUAAAAUGUAAAAAUGUAGCUAAAUGGUUUUUCACCAUCGUCAGAUUCUUAAGACGUCACAUAGAAGGCAAUUAAGAUGUAGGCCUAAGUUCAUCACACCCUACUGGUGCAGAAAAAGGUUGCUGCAUUAGGAAACAAUUUUUUUGUUGUUGUAAAGGGCAGGCUAAUUAAGAUAGGCGUACAGUAUCUCAGAUAGGAAUAGCUCCUCCAGGGCUUCCUCCCACUAGUGAAUUUAAUAGUUCCCCCCUCCGUGGCGUGUCUACACUGCAUGGCUGGUGUCAAGUUUCCAUCCAUGAAAUUUGAUUUAAGUGAUCCCAAAGGGUUGUAGCAGAGGGAGCCUAGCAGAGAGCCAGAGGACCCUAAUAAUUGACAGACAGCUAAUGGGAGUUCCUUGUAGGAAAGACUAUAGUAUAUUUAUACUAUAUCAUAUUACCACAAGACUAUCCCUGAAAGGUCACUUAGGUUUCUGCUCUAUAUGGUCUGUUCUUGCACCGCAUGCGUUCAAGAACACUCCAUAAAUGACCGAUGUAGUGCCCAGAUAAUAGUAGUGAUUACAUUUGGCCUAUCUACAAUACCUUUAUUGCGGUACAACUGAGUUGUGAUAUAUUGGAAGAAGGCAACAACGUUGUUGGCAACACGUUUCCAAUUGCCCCUAAUCAUACAUCAAGACUGGCAUUUUUUAAAGUAGCUUUCCCUCUUUCCAUAAAUACCUCUGUCUCUGCUGUAGUUCUGAUUAAUCUGUAGCGACACUGGGCAGUGGGUACAGUGUUUUAUUUGUUCCUCUGUGCUUGCCUACUGUAUUCUAGUCAUGGCUCAUCCUAUAUAACUACUGCUAUACACACAUUUUCCCUUCACAUACUGUCCAUCCUAUACACUGCCGGUCAAAAGUUUUAGAACACCUACACAUUCAAGAGUUAUUCUUUUAGUUCUACUAUUUUCUUCCUUGUAGAAUAAUAGUGAAGACAUCAAAACUAUGAAAUAACACACAUGGAAUCAUGUAGUAACCAAAAAGUGUUAAACAAAUCAAAAUAUAUUUUAAAUUUGAGGUUCUUCAAAUAGCCACCCUUUGCCUUGAUGACAGCUUUGCACACUCUUGGCAUUCUCUCAACCAGCUUCAUGAGGUAGUCACCUGGAAUGCAUUUAAAUUAACAGGUUGCCUUCUUAAAAGUUAAUUUGUGGAAUUUCUUUCCUUCUUAAUGCGUUUGAGCCAAUCAGUUGUGUUGUGACAAGGUGGGGGGGAUAUACAGAAGAUAACCCUCUUUGGUAAAAGACCAUUACCAUAUUAUGGCAAGAACAACUCAAAUAAGCAAAGAGAAACGACAGUUCAUCAUUACUUUAAGACAUGAAGGUCAGUCAAUACGGGACAUUUCAAGAACUUUUAAAGUUUCUUCAAGUGCAGUCGCAAAAACCAUCAAGCGCUAUGAUGAAACUGGCUAUCAUGAGGACCGCCACAGGAAUGGAAGACCCAGAGUUACCUCUGCUGCAGAGGAUAAGUUCAUUAGAGUUACCAGCCUCAGAAAUUGCAGCCCAAAUAAAUGCUUCACAGAGUUCAAGUAACAGACACAUCUCAACAUCAACUGUUCAGAGGGGACUGUGUGAAUCAGGCCUUCAUUUUACAUUUUAGUCAUUUAGCAGACGCUCUUAUCCAGAGCGACUUACAGUUAUGGUCGAAUUGCUGCAAAGAAACCACUACUAAAGGACACCAAUAAGAAGAAGAGACUUGCUUGGGCCAAGAAACACGAGCAAUGGACAUUAGACCGGUGGAAAUUAGUCCUUUUGGCCUGGAGUCCAAAUUUGAGAUGUUUGGUUCCAACCUCCGCCGUGUUUUUGUGAGACGCAGUGUGGGUGAACAGAUGAUCUCCGCAUGUGUAUUUCCCACCGUAAAGCAUGGAGGAGGAGGUGUUAUGGUGUGGGGGUGCUUUGCUGGUGACACUGUCUGUGAUUUAUUUAGAAUUCAAGGCACACUUAACCAUCAUGGCUACCACAGCAUUCUGCAGCGAUACGCCAUCUGGUUUGGGCUUAGUGGGACUAUAAUUUGUUUUUCAACAGGACAAUGACCCAACACAACUCCAGGCUGUGUAAGGGCUAUUUUACCAAGAAGGAGAGUGAUGGCGUGCUGCAUCAGAUGACCUGGCCUCCACAAUCCCCCGACCUCAACCCAAUUGAGAUGGUUUGGGAUGAGUCGGGCCGCAGAGUGAAGGAAAAGCAGCAUAUGUUUCAAGACUUUUGGAAAAGCCUUCCAGGUGAAGCUGGUUGAGAGAAUGCCAAGAGUGUGCAAAGCUGUCAUCAAGGCAAAGGGUGGCUAUUUGAAGAAUCUCAAAUAUAAAAUGUUGAUUUGUUUAACACUUUGUUGGUUACUACAGGAUUCCAUAUGUGUUAUUUAAUAGUUCUGAUGUCUUCACUAUUAUUCUACAAUGUAGAAAAUAGUCAAAAUAAAGAAACCCUUGAAUGAGUAGGUGGGUCCAAACUUUUGACUGGUACUGUGUAUAUAAAUCCUUUAUAUAUAAAUUAGUUAGUGGCUGUCUUGUAUGCGAGACUGCCAGUUAACACCAUGUUUAUAUUGGAGAAGGCGACUCAUUUAAGUUGAUCAUGUUGUGAAAUGGGAGUUGUUUUCUGGUGGUUGUUGGCAAACUUGUCCAACAAAAAUAUGGGAUAUAUUUGUUGUCUUAAGGGGGAAGGUGUUGUAAGCUUUGCUAGAUUUCGAGGUUGGUUCUGUUUGGGUGUGGCUUGCCCUGAUUGGAGUCAUCCUCAUUGGUCAGGAUAUGUUGCACCUGUCUUUAGUUUCUCCUGUGCUGGCACAGGUGAUAUUUAAGCAUGGCUGGUCCAGUUGGCAUGAGAGAUGUUGGAUGUGCUUGACUGCGAUUUAGCUCUGAGUGAUUUACAAACAAGCCUUUUUUAUCUUGUGUUCUCCUCUUUGGUUUGCUACACUUGCUUUUAGCUCCAUAUUAUAAGUUGGUGUGUGGGUUUUUAGUUUGGUUUGCCUUUUCUGCAGCAAAUGUAGUGGGAAUUUAUAGUCAGUGUCUUUUAGGACCCAGAUUGUUGUUGCUAGUCAACUUUCAGUGGACACUCCAUGAUUGUCUUUGAGAACCCAUCCUAAAACACCACCUGUUUCGUUCUGGUUGUCUGUGGCUUAUUUGUUAGUUCCCUAUUUCUGUUGAGCAACAAUAUUUUUGGGGAAUGUAACGGUGACCAAUAAACGUUGAUUUGAUUUGUCACAGGGCCAGUGAAGCCCCAUUUAAGACCCCACUGCUGUUUCAGCAGCUGUAGGAUGUUUUUAAUUAUAACAAUAUCAAACAUGAUUGCAAGUGUGUAGGUUGAUUUUCAAUAGACCCUAGACCUGUUUGCGUUGACCAAUUACUGUACCUAGCCUUUUUGUUGAUUCUGGACUAGUCACAGAUUAUUUACCACCAUUUUCCUAACUGCUGGUGCCCAAUGCGUGUGUUUGGUUUUGCUGUAGAGGUGAUCAGUGGCGAUUUUAGCAUGUCAAUCUUGGUGGGGCAAACAACUUUUUUUGGGGGAUGCAUGCCAGCAAAGCCACUACACAACAAAACACGAAAAAAUACAUGAAUUGCACUAUAACGGUGAGAAACGGUGCCCACAAACUGUUAGGGCCUAAAUAAAGCUGUCCCAACACCUUACCACUGCUACACCUGGCUGUCAGCGGAGCCUUGUCUGGCAGCGAAACAGUUCAUUCAACCUCCAUUUACUGCCUUUAAAAAAAAACAUAGCUGAUAUGGCUGACUUGCUUAAACAAAUGUGGUUUCUACUGACAAUUGAGAUGUACAAACUAUGGCUUAAGAGGCAAUCCGUCAUUUCGGUUAAGACAUUAAUGAGUGAGCUAGGACGGACGUAGUCAAUAUAACUAUUUGUUCAGCACUUUUGAAAUGUACAGUGACAGAAUUCAGAACAUGGGCCGUUCUUACAGUAUUCUCCCUGUACACCAAGUCAGAACCAUAGGAUAAAUAAGGGGGGCAUAUAAGCAGACAAUGAAAGCUUUUACAAUAUUCAAUGAUACAUUUCUCUAAAACAGGUUAUAGGCUACAUGUGCACCACCAAGUCAGAACAGUAGGCGAAAUUAAGAGGAUGAGGCACAUGGGCUACUAACAGCUUACUACACAACAUACACUUAGUAUUACUUUCUUAGCUACAGUAUACAUAUCUCUCUGGCAUAUUACAUAAUUUAUGCAGCAGCAUACAAUCCAUUUUUGGACUCUCCUUGUUGUGCUGUGCUCACCUGAACAGGAAGGUGGUGCGGCGGUCCUUCGUCUGCAAAUUUUGUCAUCAAACUUUGUCAUCAAAGCCUCUGGCAUUCUCUGGAUUUAUAGCGCUUUCAAGACAACUGGGACCCGGGAAAAAAACAAGGUCGAAUCAUGAUGACGUCAGUGAUCUUCAGGUCAUAGCUCUAGAAAGAGGCCAGAGUUCCCGACUUGCAAUUCCGAGUUGGAUGACCGUUCAAAACAUAUUUUCCCAAUCAGAGCUCAUUUUUUUCCCCAAGGUUCCCCAGGGGGAAAAAAGUAUUAUAGCCCUUGGCAAGUCUCCCACUGAAGUCUCAGAGCUUUCUACAGUUAGUGCAUACAUUACUUAAUUUAUCUUUUUUUUUUUUUUACCCCGUGGGAAGCGAAACCCAAACCCUGGCGUUGCAAAGCCAUGCUCUACAAAUGAGUCAUCCCUGCGGCCAUUCCCUUACUCCCUAUCUAGACGACGCUGGUUGCGCCGCAUGGUUCACGGUCGCGUCCGGUACGAAGACCGGAUUCGAACCAGGAUCUUAGUGGCAAGUAGCACGCGAUGCAGAUGCUAGACCAUGCGCCCUGGGAGACACAGAGGAGAGGCCUGUAAUUUCAUCAUAGGUACAUCAACUAUGACAGACAAAAUGAGAAAAAAAAUCCAGAAAAUCACAUUUGUAGGAUUUUAAUGAAUUUAUUUGCAAAUUAUGGUGGAAAAUAAGUAUUUGGUCAAUAAACAAAGUUUCUCAAUACUUUGUUAUAUACCCUUGUUUGGCAAUGGCACCCGGUCCACGCUUUUUCUGUAAGUCUUCACAAGGUUUUCACACACUGUUGUCCUGGUAUUUUGGCCCAUUCCCCCCAUGCAGAUUCGCCUCUAGAGCAAUGAUGUUUUGGGGCUGUCGCUGGGCAACACGGUACGUUUCAAAUCCCUUCCACAGAUUUUCUAAUGGGGUUUUUGAGAUCUGGAGACUGGCUAGGCCACUCCAGGACCUUGAAAUGCUUCUUACGAAGCCACUCCUUCGUUGCCCGGGCGGUGUGUUUGGGAUCAUUGUCAUGCUGAAAGACCCAGCCACGUUUCAUCUUCAAUGCCCUUGCUGAUGGAAGGAGGUUUUCACUCAAUCUCACGAUACAUGGCCCCAUUCAUUCUUUCCUUUACACGGAUCAGUCGUCCUGGUCCCUUUGCAGAAAAACAGCCCCAAAGCAUGAUGUUUCCACCCCCAUGCUUCACAGUAGGUAUGGUGUUCUUUGGAUGCAACUCAGCAUUCUUUGUCCUCCAAACACGACGAGUUGAGUUUUUACCAAAAAGUUCUAUUUUGGUUUCAUCUGACCAUAUGACAUUCUCCCAAUCCUCUUCUGGAUCAUCCAAAUGCACUCCUAGCAAACUUCAGACGGGCCUGGACAUGUACUGGCUUAAGCAGGGGGACACGUCUGGCACUGCAGGAUUUGAGUCCCUGGCGGCGUAGUGUGUUACUGAUGGUAGGCUUUGUUACUUUGGUCCCAGCUCUCUGCAGGUCAUUCACUAGGUCCCCCCGUGUGGUUCUGGGAUUUUUGCUCACCGUUCUUGUGAUCAUUUUGACCCCAUGGGGUGAGAUCUUGCGUGGAGCCCCAGAUCGAGGGAGAUUAUCAGUGGUCUUGUAUGUCUUCCAUUUCCUAAUAAUUACCACAGUUGUUUUUCUUCAAACCAAGCUGCUUACCUAUUGCAGAUUCAGUCUUCCCAGCCUGGUGCAGGUCUACAAUUUUGUUUCUGGUGUCCUUUGACAGCACUUUAGUCUUGGCCAUAGUGGAGUUUGGAGUGUGACUGUUUGAGGUUGUGGACAGGUGUCUUUUAUACUGAUAACAAGUUCAAACAGGUGCCAUUAAUACAGGUAACGAGUGGAGGACAGAGGAGCCUCUUAAAGAAGAAGUUACAGGUCUGUGAGAGCCAGAAAUCUUGCUUGUUUGUAGGUGACCAAAUACUUAUUUUCCACCAUAAUUUGCAAAUAAAUUCAUAAAAAAUCCUACAAUGUGAUUUUCUGGAAAAAAAAUGCUCAAUUUGUCUGUCAUAGUUGACGUGUACCUAUGAUGUAAAUUACAGGCCUCUCAUCUUUUUAAGUGGGAGAACUUGCACAAUUGGUGGCUGACUAAAUACUUUUUCCCCCCACUGUAACAGUUGUUUUGAGUGUGGCAGAAAUCAUACUGGAUUGACAGCAUGGCCAAUGUUGAAUGUUUAUCAUUUAAACCUCUUAAGGAUCGGACCCUUCUUUUGAAUUUUUACCUAAAAUGACAUACCCAAAUCUAACUGCCUGUAGCUCAGGCCCCGAAUCAAGGAUAUGCAUAUUCUUGAUACCAUUUGAAAGGAAACACUUUGAAGUUUGUGGAAAUGUGAAAUUAAUGUAGGAGAAUAUAACACAUUUAGAUCUGGUAAAAGAUAAAACAAACAAAAAAACAUGUGUUUUCUAGUAUUCUUUUUGUUCCAUCUUUGAAAUGCAAGAGAAAGGCCACAAUAUAAUAUUGCAGUUUAGGCGCAAUUUAGCAGUGUGUGUGCAAAGUUUCAGAUUGAUCCAGUGAAGCAUUGCAAUACUGGACUAUUUUGUAUGAAGUCUGCCCAAAUGUGCCGAAUUGGUCAAUUGAUACAUUUUCAAGUACAUAACUAUAGAGAACAUUUAAAAAAUGAUAUGGUGAUACAAAAUGUAAUUUUACACACUCCCAGGAAUGUCAUACAUGAUGGAUCAUUAGCUUAUACACUAAUUUUCACACAUCUAGAUGGCGGGGUGGGUGUGGAGCCAAAGACAGCGGGUUCAAACUGUAGAACCCAGUUCCUACAUUUUGAAUAUAAACAUGGAUUUUAUCAAAUAAAACUAUGCUACAUUUUAUCUCUGGGACCCUUAGGAUGACAAAUCAGUGCAAGAUUACUGAAUGUAAGUACAUUAUUUACCUUCAGAGGUGAAUGUAUCAAACCAGUUGCCGUUUUUUGUUGUUGUGCACUCUCCUCAAACAAUAGCAUGGUAUUUUUUCACUGUAAUAGCUACUGUAAAUUGUACAGUGCAGUUCGAUUAACAAGAAUUUAAGCUAUCUGCCCAAAAAAGACAUGUCUGUCCUGGAAAGUUUGCUUUUACUUACAACAGUCAUGCUAAUCACAUUAGCGCACGUUAGCUCAACCGUCCGGUAUACGGGACAUCGAUCCUGUAGAGGUUAAGCUUGGAAAAGAGACCCUUAAAUCCAGAAUUGGGACCACACACCCACUUCACUGAAUAGCAGGCUAGUGAUUGCUUUGCAAGCCACUGAUUCCUUCCAAAUCACUCAUUGUUGAAUUUGCGAUUUCCGACUUGUUGUGUAAUGUUUGUCCAAUGGCUGAUGAGCACCGAUACGUUUUAUCUAUAAUUUCGCUUCAUUAUUUCUCUUCAUAUGACUUCAGAUUAAAAAGGAUUUGUCAUGAUGACGACUGCUAGCUAAGAUUUUGAAAGUAUGAUGUUGACAUGGUCAGUCCAAUCAAAGCUACUGUUGAUAUAAUUGUAUGUAUGGCCAAUGACCUUGAGCCUUCUUGGAUGGGCACUUCUAAUGUAACUCUAGGGCAGCACCCAAGGGGCUUGAAUUUUCGAGCUCUACCUUUUCGAUUUGGCAGUGACAUAGUGUCCCCAUGAGUGACAGAACACUGAGCCAAUCACAGCGCAACUAGAGAACAUUACCAACCCCUACGCUCUGUAUUAUCCGCUGGCUGCCCCACCACCACAGAAAGCACUGAGCUAGGCUGAAACACCUGCAUUUUGGAGCUGACUUACUCAAGAAAGUAAAAAAGAGCAUGUUUGUAUGGAGGCUUUAUCAACUCAAUUUUUAACGUUGUUUGCAAACUGAUAUGUUACCUGUACUAAUGCCAAAAUAACAUGAAAAACAGGCACAUAUUUUUGGGAUAAAAAUGUGGGGCUCAAAGCAGGUGGGGCUCUGCCCUGAAUGACGGGUCGCCACUGGAGGUGAUGCUGUGGCAUGGGCUGCUCUCACUAGUAGUCUGUACCUCAGGUGACGACUCAUAAGAGGUGAUGAUGGGUCAGACACCCUUGGGUUUAAUCACACAGGCUCAGGAGAAUCAUACAGCCUGUCAUGGCAGGCUUCCACCGUUUGAUCAUCACAGGCCCUGUGACUGGCAGAGAUCAUUCAACAGGACCACUAAGCCUCUGAUGUGCUCUGGACGGGCAAUGUUUCAACAAACCACUGUUUUGAGAGAUUGCAGUCCUGGUAGACCUGGCUUCUUACUCAAAUCAUUAUCUUUAUGGACUCGGAUGACUCAGCUUUUUCCCCUGUUGUAGCCUACUUGUUGAAAUGGACAGGUAUGGUAGAUGUUCACAAGUGAAGUAUUUCACUGCAGUGCAGUGGGCUCUUUAAGCCCUAAGCAUUUAGCUUGUCAGAAAUUGUCAAGCUAUGGUAGACAUUUUGCACUCUUUAACCUUACAGAAAGGGAAAAUGCUAAUGUUUAAGUGCACACCUGAAGGACUCUGUAUCAGGAAGAAACACCAGGCUGUUUAAAUGGGAUUAAGACACAACAUUAAUAACCCUGUGUUUAUCCUUUAGCAGAUAGAAAACCUCCCCCUCAACACUUUUGGAAAUGCUAGUAACCUUUCCCGUUCAGAAUGAUACAGUAUCUCUGUAUAGCAAGCCUGGUUUUUCUUAAUGUCCCUACACCCAACUACACUGAACAAAAAUAUAAACCUAACAUUUAAAGUGUUGGUCCCACAUUUUUUUACAUCCCUGUUAGUGAGCAUUUUUCCUUUGCCAAGGUAAUCAUCCACCUGACAGGUGUGGCAUAUCAAGAAGCUGAUUAAACAGCAUGAUCAUUACACAGGUGCACCUUGUGCUGGGGACAAUUAAAGGCCACUCUAAAAUGUGCAGUUUUGUCACACAACGCCACAGAUGUCUCACGUUUUGAGGGAGCGUGCAAUUGACAUGCUGACUGCAGGAAUGUACACCAGAGCUGUUGCCAGAGAAUGUAAUGUUCAUUUCUCUACCAUAAGCCGCCUCAAACGUCGUUUUAGAGAAUUUGGCAGUACGUCCAAUUGCAUCGUGUGGGCGAGCGGUUUGCUGACGUCAACGUUGUGAACAGAGUGCCCCAUGGUGGCAGUGGGGUUAUGGUAUGGGCAGGCAUAAGCUACGGACAACGAACACAAUUGCAUUUUAUCGAUGGCAAUUUGAAUGCACAGAGAUACCGUGACGAGAUCCUGAGGCCCAUUGUCGUGCCAUUCAUCCGCCACCAUCACCUCAUGUUUCAGCAUGAUAAUGCACGGCCCCAUAUCGCAAGGAUCUGUACACAAUUCCUGGAAGCUGAAAAUGUCCCAGUUCUUUCAUGGCCUGCAUACUCACCAGACAUGUCAUCCAUUUAGCAUGUUUUGGAAUGCUCUGGAUCGACGUGUACGACAGUGUGUUCCAGUUCCUGCCAAUGUAUCCAGCAACUUCGUACAGCCAUUGAAGAGGUGUGGGACAACAUUCCACAGGCCACAAUCAACAGCCUGAUCAAAUUUCUCUUCCUCAUGAGGGAGGAUAAUGAACGUUCACAGAGAAAGUAGACCUACCAAUUAGUUUGUUUUUACUGAUAUCUAUUUGGUUUAUGAAUUAAGGGAUUAACUCGAAUUACUGCAAUUACUGAAAUGUAAUUUGCUACAAUGGGAAUUCAUAGUAGUUACAAACCACAGUUGGGGUCACCUGCUACAGUUCUCCCACUGGCAUACUGCAUAAUGUUAAUCUCAACUGUUUUCUUUCUCAUUCUGUCAUCUGGUGGUCAAAGCAAGUGUGAAAACAGCAUAGACAACCCCUCCCUCUCUCUCUCUGCCUCCUCUCUCUUACUGACACCUACCCAUGAGCCCCCUCUUUCCAUUUACUGUGACCAUAGAGAUGUAUAGAGAUCGCAACGUUGUAUCUGUCCCAUUAUGAUAUCUGUAAGUGCACAGUCAGCGCCGUUGAGGCCAUCUCCAUUUUGAAGUAGUCCAUUUUAUUUUUCUACUACUUCUGAGUUGGUACACAAACUGAAAGGGUGAAUACUGCCACCUGGAGUGUUUGAACAGGUAUUAUUAAGCCAAGAUUGGAGAUUUACUGCUUGCCACCUGCAGUUAUGGAAUGGCUGAUCUCUCCUGAUGACCUGGAUGGAAUUAUGUGACCCGUCCUUAACCCAUAGGAAGUCCCACCCAGUUGACUACUUAAAAAUGGUGAAAGACCUUAAUGGCGCUGCCGAUGCUAAAACAGGCUUUUGGGCACUAGAGGCCUCUAUACAUCUCUGACUGUGACCAGCAUCCUUACCCACUGAGCACCUACCGACACACACCAGACAUCCAUGGACGUUGACAUUUGGUCAGUCCGCCCUGGCUGUGAUUUCAACAUCCACAGACGUCGUUUUUUGGUACAGUACAGACUUGCUUUAAUUUCAACGUCCACAGACAGAUUUUUGGUCCGGUCCUGACCGGCCUUGAUUUGGCCCAAACAUAGACGUGGAUGAUUGGUUCAGAUUUGAUCCAGUACAGUAGAGUACAGUAAAAUAAAAGUUCAGUAUAGUCCUGUACUGUAAAAUAGAGUAGAAGAGUUUAGUACGGUAUAGCAUACUAGAGUACAGUAUUAUGUACUGAACUGUACUGCGCUAUACUUUGAUGUCCAAACUCGCGAAACAUAGGUGUCUAUGAUUGGUUCAGAUUUGGACCGGUCUGGACCAACCAAACUUGGUCUUGUUUGGGGGCGGAGCUUAUUAAAAUAAUAGCCAGUGUGAAUAAUGCCCAAAUGUGACCAAAUAUGCAAAGGAGGAUAUUGCAUAAUUGUACCUUUUUGUGUACCUAUUCAGGCUCUAACGCUAUGAAGAGAAUGAUAUUCAUAUCCAUAAUUAUGCAUUUCUGUAUAGUACAGAUCCAGGACCGAUGAUGUAAUCCCUUGUCACCCGGUCUAAAUUCUCUUCACCUACUGUAGUUCAAUAACCCAAAUAGAUGUUUUCAAAGUCAAGGUGUCAUGUCAUAGCUGACACCCCAUUCUUUCUACAUCUUUGAAUUUUAAUUUGGAGUAGAUAUUUAAGAGUUUUUGGAAAACGGAGGUCACAUAAAAAAACGGAGGGAGAUUUUACAGUAAUUCUGUUCCCAAACUUUGCAUCUGCACAGUUCUUCCAGUAAAUGUUCAGUGUAAAUUGUUAAAAGUAGUCCUUGUGCAUAGUUGUAUGGUUUGUUAAAUGGAAUUGUGUAAUCUAAUCUAUUGUAUGGUUUAUAUAGAUUAACUGGUAUGUUUAUUCGAUUUUUAUAUUGGUUAUAGUUGAAACCAAAGCUGAAGAAUGCAGCAGUCAAUGGUCUACCAAAUGAUCCCAUUAUAUUUGGAUUUAUGCUUCCAGUUUACUCCUCACCUGUCAUUGUAUCAUUGACAGUGAAGUUGUUGCAAGACACUUGGCUACUCAUACACACGUGUCAUAUACCCAAGCCAUAAACAUGUAGUAGGCCUGUGUGUAACUAACCCUGAACCUUGGAACGGCAUACACUGAUCAUAGUGUUGGAAACAUGAGAGGAUUAUUUGUCAGUCAUACUGUAUCGUCCUACUUUGAAGUGUAACCUGGAGUGAAUGAGUUGAAGUCGGGUAGUUACUUGUUAACACAGCCAGAGCUUUAAACUUCUGCACCCCCUGGAAUUAAGUUAUUUGUUUAUAUAAUUGCACAACGUAAGGUCUAAAGUUGUGCAUGCCAUUGCACCUUCAUGACCCCUCACGUGCACUAGCUCACUCUCUCAUAGCCUCACACACAUUUGCGUAAACUCAUGACCGCUGGCUCUGAGGACUAAUCAAAAUAGAGCACAGCGUCUCACAAAGCUGCUCUGCAGGAAGCUGCCAGUUACCCAGGCAUGACAGGACCGUUCAGAUCAGCUGAAGUUGGUGUGUUGUCAAAGGGCACAUUGUGAAAGAGAGAUGGAUAGUAUUGCAUGUCUUAAAUGGUAGAGGAGUGAAAUAAAGUGAUGAAGAGUGCAGUGGGGAGUCCAGAUGUGUUUUGACAGUUGAUAGUACAAAUAUUGCCAGUAAUUAGAGACUGUAAAUGAUAGUUUUCUUAGUGGUAGUACAAAUUAUGAAGUGUAAGAUGUUUGGUUUUAGGAUGUGCACUUAUACUUUUAAAACAAGAACCUAGUUGUAUUAGAUUUUUGAAAUUAUUUAUUUGUAAUGUGUUAUUUAAAAAACGUUUUGUAUUUUUGCAGGUCUUCACUUUGCCUUCCACGGUGGUUUAAGAUGGGUGCAUAUGAGGAAGACACUCCCACUGCUUGACUAUUUAAGUCCCAGGUUCCUCAGACCACCAUUCACCAGCUAGCCCAACCACUGACACGGUAAGACCUGCUUGACACUUAUCAAUUCUCUCUCUCUGUGUCUCUGUCUGUCUGUCUGUCUCUCUCCCUCAUUCUCUCUUCAAGGCCUCUUAUUUCUUAUGCAAUUAGUAUUCUCCCAGCCCUGCUCAAUGCAAGGGUCACCGGUGUCACAAUAGGAUGGUGUCCUUGCAUCAGUGAGGUGACGCAAACUGCAUACUGUAGGCGUGCCCCACUUUAGUGCCUGUCUGCUCGCUGAGGGUGUGAGACAGGCUGUGAAGACCUCAGACACGCCUGGUAAAUUCACUGCCAGCUGUGUUGUGAGGUGAAUUUAUCAUCAUGUGUCUGGGGCUUCUGAUUAACCACUAACUAUCUGUCUGUUGUGAUGUUUAGACGUGAGGCUAGGUCAGUCUGCCCUGGCUCACACUCACUGUGGUAUGUGUCAAUAGACCACCAUCCAGCAGUGUGUGGGAGCCUUGAGAACUAAUGCCCAUUUGAUUAGCACUUUUAUCAGGACCGACAGACUAAAGCUUUGUUGACAUGCCUACUGUAGAGUGGAGUUACGUUGUGGUUUCAAUGUUUAAUUAACUUUUAGCAUAACACUUACUGAGACCUCUCAAUGCUCUGAAAUGGUAGAAUAACCAAGUAGAAAAUUAUUAGGUGUGAAUUAUAUUUUAAGUAAUUUGGUUAUAGUGGUGAAAGAUGUUUCCGUCAAAGCACCUAUUGUGUUCCUUGCAUGUAUCUAGCUCCUCUUGCUUGAAGAGAAACUAAGAUGGCCAGUGAUGAUGAUGAUGAUAACUACUCUCUUCCUCUCCCCUCUUUCCCUCACUAUAGCAUUUUAUCCAUCCACCUCAGAGUCCUAAGAGAACACCGUCCUGAUCCACCCGGGCUGCGCCACCUACGGCUACCCCCCUCCCAACCCCACCUCCAUUCCCAGCCCCUCACCCAGCAGCAUCAUGGGGGACGUAGUCCAGAUGCACUUCACCACGCCGGACUAUGUGAUCUUCGCCAUGCUUCUGGUGGCGUCCACGUGCAUCGGCCUGUUCUACGCCCUGUCCGGCGGGCGCCAGCGCACCACGCAGGAGUUCCUAUUGGCCGACCGUUCUAUGAGCUGCCUGCCCGUGUCGCUGUCACUGCUCGCCACCUUCCAGUCGGCCGUGGCCAUCCUGGGAGCGCCCUCGGAGAUCUACACCUAUGGAACGCAGUACUGGUUCCUGGGAGUCUCCUACUUUCUGGGUCUGCUUAUCCCCGCCCACGUCUUCAUACCUGUCUUCUACAGGCUCCGCCUCACCAGCGCUUAUGAGGUGAGCUCUAAGCCCUUACCUUACCUAGAGAGAGAACAGUGUCUGUGAAUGAUGAGGAUUAUGAGGAGAAGUUUGUGCACCCGUGUAUCUCUGUGCAUCUGUCUUGCUAGAACCCUGGUAAGGAAGGCUAGUUGAAUGCAAAAACAACGUUCUCAGCAUGUUGUCUGUUGAGAUCCCGCCAUGCUUUUUCAUAUUGAAACAAUAGCUAAGGGUGAACCAGAGUACGUCUCUCCAUUGCGCAUCAUUGUUUAGCAGAUGAGUGUCGCUAACAACAACAGAAUGUGCCCCAAAUCUUCACUUGUAUUGUCCUCAGAAUAGACACAUUCACAGAUUACUCAUGCUUUAUGACCUGUGAUAGGCUUUAACAUCUCUUUCCUUCUUCCCCUCGCUCUCUCUCUCUCUCUCCCCCACCUUUUCUGUAUUUUCUUACUCUGUAGUAUUUGGAGCUGCGCUUCAAUAAGACGGUGCGCAUUAUGGGGACCGUGACCUUUAUCUUUCAGAUGGUGUGUGUCCUUUACACUGCUGUAGUUAUGUCUGUGUGUAUGCUUAUGUGUAUUUUAAUCAACCCCCUAUGUUACCUCUGUUUGCUUCCCUCGAAUUUUGACCAUUGUUUGUCUCCGCAGGUGAUCUAUAUGGGAGUGGUCCUCUAUGCCCCAGCACUCGCACUCAAUGCAGGUAAAGGGAUCUGCCACAUGUAUUUACUACGUCAUACUUUAUAAAGUGGUAGAAUAAUAGUUGUACUGAUUACAUUCGGUGAGGGCUUUAGUACCUGUUCGGGCUUUAUAGACGAUCAAUGACCGAUGUGCUGUCAAUGUGAUCUCUGUUGGUGAUGUGUGCGGUGUAGCUCAGUUGGUAGAGCAUGGCGCUUGCAACGCCAGGGUUGUGGGUUUGAUUCCCACGGGGGGCCAGUAUGGAAAAAAAGUAUGAAAAAUGUAUGCACUCACUAACUGUAAGUCGCUCUGGAUAAGAGCGUCUGCUAAAUGACUAAAAUGUAAAUGUAAAAUGUGUGCUGUUAAUACUGUCCACCUGCAGUGACUGGAUUUGACCUCUGGGGGGCAGUGCUGGCCAUGGGACUGGUGUGCACCUUGUACACAACACUGGUGAGUGUGUCUCUCUCUUCAUCAGUGAGUUUUCAAUUCAGUCAUCCAUCUCCCUACAACUCUGAAGUCAAUUAUGAUACAUACUGUGAACCCAGCCAUAUAUAUCUCUUGUGUCGGUCAGGGAGGGCUAAAGGCAGUCAUCUGGACAGAUGUGUUCCAGACCAUUGUGAUGUUUGCUGGCCAGCUGGCGGUCAUCAUAGUGGGGGCCCACCAGGCAGGGGGCAUGGGAGAGGUGUGGCGGAAGGCCAUGAACGGCAGCCGCAUUGCUAGCCUGGAGUGAGUGUUCUCCAGUUCACCUAAAGAUACUUAAAACUGUCCCUGGACCAGUUAUGGAGGAUAUUGAUACUGGUCUAUGGCUCUGUGUGUAGGUAUAGUGUUGUAACCCUCCUCUCCUUUGACCUGUGCUCUGUGCAGUCUGAACCCUGACCCGACGGAGAGGCACACGUUCUGGACGCUGGGGGUGGGCGGGGUGUUCCUCAUGCUGGCGCUGUACGGGGUCAACCAGGCCCAGGUUCAGAGGUACCUCAGCUCCCGCACUGAGAGGGAGGCCGUCAUGUAAGCAUUAACAUUAACACCUGGUUGAAUUGGAUUCAAAUGAGAGAUCAUGUAAAAAAUUUACAAUUGCUCAGGCACAUAAUGGUAAUGUUAAUAUAUGUUGUGGUGUGUGUCUCCAGGUCGUGCUACGUGGUGUUUCCCUGCCAGCAGGUGGUGUUGUGUCUGGGUUGUCUGAUGGGCCUGGUGAUGUUUGCUCGCUACGGUGAGGACAGCCCGCUUGAUAAGGGCUACGUCAAAACCAACGACCAGGCAAGUAGGACUACUACCUCCACAACAACCUUAGGACUAGCUACCUCCACAACAACCUUAGGACUAGCUACCUCCACAACAACCUUAGGACUAGCUACCUCCACAACAACCUUAGGACUAGCUACCUCCACAACAACCUUAGGACUAGCUACCUCCACAACAACCUUAGGACUAGCUACCUCCACAACAACCUUAGGACUAGCUACCUCCACAACAACCUUAGGACUAGCUACCGCUACAACAACAUUAGGACUAGCUACCUCCACAACAACACACUUAGUGGGCCCUCAUACACUACCGGUCAAAUGUUUUAGAACACCUACUCAUUCAAGGGUUUUUCUUUAUUUUUUUACUAUUUUCUACAUUGUAGAAUAAUAAUGAAGACAUCAAAACUAUGAAAUAACACAUAUGGAAUCAUGUAGUAACCCAAAAAAGUGUUAAACAAAAUGUAGUAACCAUAAAAGUGUUAAACAAAUCAAAAUAUAUUUUAUAUUUGAGAUUCUUCAAAUAGCCACGCUUUGCCUUGAUGACAGCUUUGCACACUCUUGGCAUGCUCUCAACCAGCUUCAUGAGGUAGUCACCUGGAAUGCAUUUCAAUUAACAGGUGUGCCUUAAAAGUUCAUUUGUGGAAUUUCUUUCCUCAAUGCGUUCGAGCCAAUCAGUUGUGUUGUGACAAGGUAGGGGGGUAUACAUAAGAUAGCCCUAUUUGGUGUAUAUUUCAGCAUUUCCUGCACUUAUUUGAGAUCAUUUCCACACUGCCACGUAGGGCUACACGAUAUGGGCAAACAAUCUAUGCCUUAUUUUUUUACCAAAUGUUGCAAUUGCGAUUUGACUUGAGAUUUAGAGCAAAACACUUGGGUAAACUAUUGGAAUCAUGGAAAUAGAACGAUUAUUCUAAUUAUAUAGUUAGACUAUAAUAGUGGGCACUUUGAAUACAGUGUUUGACAACGAAUGAAAAUGCCAGGGAGGAGUUAUUGUGACAGGGUAGGAACCAAAGUUUUGAUUAAGUGUUUCCUAAGGGACCCUAUCAUCUUUGGCUACAUUGAAUGUUUUCUCUUAGAUACUUAAUGUACCUAACACAUUCUUGCUUCGCGUAUUCCUCUUUGAUUUAGAAGAUACUGUUGCACGAACAACAUGUUGAUUUAGGUCUACACCAUCACUGGUAUUAUCAGUCUGUAUAGCUAGUUACGUUUGCUUUGACUCCGUACAUUUAUUAGCUAGUUAGCGAUUAGCAUUAGCGGCUAACAAGAUUUAGGCCCAACUUGAUAUAAAACGACAAACUAGCUGUUUGCAGAUGCAAGAAACACAAACUGAUAGUGUAAUUAUAGAAAGCUAGUGGAUUUAUAUUAAGAAGCAAAGUGAAAACAGCAUCGUUGUCAUGAACCUUGUUGCAUGUGCUGCAUUGACCAUACAGACUGAAUGCAAGUGUCUCGUUGAGGAACAAGUUAACAAAUGUGCUCCUUAAGUGACAGGGGGCGGGGCUAGGUCUGUGGAAAGCGGCAUGGAGAGAGCGGCGAGACAUGACUCAGGUAGCGAAGUAAACUACAAAUGGACGUUACACAUGGCGUAACACAUUUAACAAACCAAACAUUCAAAUACCGUUAUAGAAGGUAAAGUGAAAACCCAAACCGGUCCGUGCAUCAAUACCGGUAUAUCGUAAAAGACGGUAUACCGCUCAGCCCUACCUCACUGCACUAGCAUCCUGAUGUGACUGGCUAUGUGAAUGUCUCUCUUCAGAUCAUAGCCAAUCAAAGGCUUGAUGUUUGAGUUGAGGCCAUUGUUUGGUUUAGUUCUUCCAUAACUGUAAUUUGUGAGGCUUCAUUUUGGUACUUUUGAUCCAGUCUAAGUGGCAGUUUCUUCCUGUUUGCAGAUGGUGCUGUACUUUGUGAUGGAUGUGUUCAAGGACCUGCCAGGCCUCCCAGGGCUGUUUGUAGCCUGCCUGUUCAGCGGAGCUCUCAGGUACUUUACUUAACUACCACUGCUACUGGCUCUCAUAUGUUCGGUCUGUAGUAGUAGUCAGACAUGUUUCUAUGCUACAUUAAUGUCAUAGUGUUGUAGUACACCACUUAUGAUACUGUUAUGAAUACACUACACCACGCAAUUUAGCCCCAGGACAUUACUCACUCAGCUUCCCUCUCUCUUGCAUUGCAGUACCAUCUCAUCAGCGUUUAACUCCCUAGCGACGGUAACCAUGGAGGACCUGAUCAAGCCUUACUGCCCGGCCAUGACGGAGGCCAAAGCCACGCUGCUCUCAAAGGGCCUGGGUGAGCUGCUGUUCCCUGAGUGGCCACACAGUGGCAGUGUGUAUGAACAGUGGCAGCAGUCUUCAUGAGUGAUGGUUGUGAUGACAGUAAUGAUGAUUUUAUUGAGCUUUUCGUUAAGUAACGUUGCUGGAGUAUAGAGCCCACAAACCAGUUUUGACUUCACCAUCCAAAUACUGCUGAGUGUUUUUUAAAACUUGUGGAGUACACUUAAUCAGGACUGUACUGCUAUGGUCCUGACCAGUGUUUCUCUUCCUCUCUGUUUUCCCAGCAUUGGCCUACGGUCUGGUGUGUCUUGCCAUGGCCUACAUCGCCUCUCGCAUGGGCUCAGUGCUGCAGGUGAGGGACUGACACAUUUCCCCUGCUGUCUUUUGCUUUAAUUAAUGGGUACUCCUCUACCCCACUGAAUUACAUUUAGCAACGCUGCACUCAUUCAGUGGCUUCAUAGGAGUUAUGAAAGGAUUAUAAACCUAUUAUUCAUUCAUUCACUCUCUCACUCCCUCUCUCUCCUCCAGGCAGCAUUCAGUAUCUUUGGGAUGGUGGGUGGUCCUCUCCUCGGCCUCUUCUGUCUUGGCAUGUUCUUCCCCUGGGCUAACUCCACUGUAAGUCAAAAUGCUGCCGUGUUAAGACAGGGGUCAAGUUGGCUAGCAUUGAGGGAUAUUAAAUUAGAGGACAUCUGUUUUUUUUUUUUUUACUGCACAAUAAAAUAUAUGGGAAGAUGCUGAACGUUUUCAUCAUAUCUGUAGUGAAUUGGAGAGAUCGGUCUGAUUUUGAUCUAACUGUUCCUGUCUCUCUCUGUCCACAGGGUGCAAUAGUAGGGUUGGUGGCAGGCCUGGCUAUGGCGUUCUGGAUUGGCAUUGGUAAUUUCGUGUCUCGUAUGGCCGUGCCCACACCUCUGCUCCCCAUCAUCAACGCCACCACUAUGCCCCUCCUCGGCAACAUGACUACUGCUGUCAUGACAACCCUGACUACCUCAAUCACCGCUAAACCAAAGUACAUUCUUUUUUUUCUUCUCCUCGUUAAAAUGAUGGCAUUUGAACCAGUACAGCACUAUCAAACAUAAAGCGCUUGAUUUGUAUCCCAUUCUAUCCCACCAAAUAUUGUAACCAUUUUAAGGAUGACUGCAUAAGAAUGAUUAUAUGAAUCUGACCAAGUAUCUGUGUUUUCCUCUCUCCAGGCCUACGGGUGUGCAGGCCCUGUACAAUCUGUCCUAUUUGUGGUACAGUGCUCAUAACUCUACCACUGUGGUGAUAGUGGGACUGAUAGUCAGCCUGUUGACUGGCCCUAUGAAGGAGAAAGACCUGACCCCAGGGACGGUGUACCCUGUCCUGGGGAACCUGCUCUUCUUCCUACCUGAACGCUACAGGGAGAAGCUCUGCUGUGCCACUCCACUGCCACACAAGGUAGCCCUCGGAUCUAUCUAGUGAAUUCUUCUAAUAGUUUUUGUUAGCCACACUCUGUUUUCAAAAUAAUUGUAACGGUAUUUACUUUACUUUAAUUACCAUAUGUUUUUUUUUGUAUGUGUGUGGGAAUGUUGUGCAGCCCAAAGCUAUCGACACGCAGCCGUACCAGAUGGCUCAGGAAAGCAACGGCGUGGCCCAAUACAAAGAGGAGAAGGACGAGGAGAAGGAGGAGGAGAAGAAGGAGGAGGAGAAGAAGAAGGAGAAGGAGGAGGAGAAGAAGAAGGAGGAAGAGGAGGAGGAGGAAGAAGAGAAGGAGGAAAACGAGGAGAGGGCCACCCCUCAGCCUUCCUGCCGACUGGCUCACACAGUGCAGGAGACUGCCU